Trichophyton verrucosum HKI 0517 is the source of this 2235-nucleotide messenger RNA. RefSeq lists its product as uncharacterized. Gene Ontology annotation, molecular function: dolichyl-phosphate-mannose-protein mannosyltransferase activity. Gene Ontology annotation, cellular component: endoplasmic reticulum; membrane. The record is from RefSeq and is a predicted model, not a curated record. Bases 1 to 2235 code for a protein of 744 amino acids. Gene Ontology annotation, biological process: protein O-linked glycosylation via mannose. NCBI's taxonomy places the organism in Eukaryota, Fungi, Ascomycota, Eurotiomycetes, Onygenales, Arthrodermataceae. The transcript is spliced from 5 exons.
AUGGCGGCCGACGAUAGAGCGUUUGCUUCUGGCACCUCGCCGAACACAGAAGUUCGGAGGAGAAACGUGCCUGGUGCGGAGAAGAGCAGCGCCAAUGUCCCAAUUCCCAGCAUUGAAGUCGACGGGAAGAAACUGAAGGAGAAGUCCCCCUCCUUCUGUGAGAUUCUCGAUGACCUAGAAGUGUUCAUUGCCCCAUUGAUCUUCACUGCUCUGGCUUGCUUCACUCGUUUGUGGCGCAUUGGUCUCUCAGAUAUCGUUACGUGGGAUGAAGCUCAUUUCGGGAAAUUUGGCUCAUACUACAUCAAACGAGAAUUCUACUUCGAUGUCCACCCUCCGCUGGGUAAAAUGCUUAUUGGAUUGUCGGGUUUCCUGGCUGGUUAUAACGGAUCUUUCGAAUUUAAGUCUGGCGAGAAAUACCCUCCGGAAGUCAACUACACCUUCAUGCGUAUCUUCAAUGCUUUCUUCGGUAUCGUAUGCAUUCCACUUGCAUACUAUACUGCGCGAGAGCUGAAUUUCCGCCGUCCAGCUGUCUGGCUUAUCACCCUGAUGGUGCUUUGCGAGAAUUCCUACGCCACGAUUUCCAGAUUUAUUCUUUUGGAUUCUAUGCUUCUCUGCUUCACCUUCACCACUACCCUUUGCUGGGCAAGAUUCCACCGACUUCGACAUGAAAGCUUCUCCCCCGAGUGGUAUCUCUGGCUCAUCCUCACUGGCCUGAGCAUUGGGUGUGUCUGCAGUGUAAAAUGGGUCGGACUCUUCUGCACUGCACUAGUUGGUCUUUACACUGCUGAGGAUCUCUGGAACAAGUUUGGAGAUCUAAAGAUGCCAAAGACGGUUCUUGCUCAUCACUUGGGAGCCCGUGUUUUCGGUCUGAUCAUCGUACCAUUCUUGGUCUAUAUGUUCUCCUUCUACAUUCAUUUCCUUGUGCUUGAGAACUCCGGUACUGGUGACGCUCAGAUGAGCUCUUUGUUCCAAGCUAACUUGAGAGGUACCAACGUUGGCAAGGACAGCCCUCUUGAGGUCGCCAUUGGAUCCAAAAUCACACUGAAGAAUAUGGGAUACGGAGGUGGUCUACUACACUCUCACGUUCAGACUUAUCCCGAAGGAUCGGGCCAGCAACAGAUCACUUGCUACCACCAUAAGGACUCUAACAACGACUGGUUCAUCUAUCCAAACCGUACUCAGCCGGAUUAUAACCCAGAAGGUCCAAUUAGCUUUAUUGGUGAUGGUGACGUGAUCCGCCUUAUCCACGCUCAGACCGGCCGCAACCUGCACUCUCACACCGUGGCAGCUCCAGUCACCAAGGCUCAAUAUGAAGUGUCUGCCUAUGGAAACACCACCGUUGGUGAUGCCAAGGACCACUGGACCAUCGAGGUCGUCAAAGACGUUGCGUCAAGAGACAGAUCGAAAAUCAGAACUCUUACCACUGCCCUCCGCCUACGCCAUACUGUCUUGGGCUGUUAUCUUAGAGCUGGCGGUGUCAGCUUGCCUCAGUGGGGAUUCAAGCAGAUUGAGACUACCUGCACCAAGGAGAACCGACCAUGGGACGUGUAUACUCACUGGAACAUCGAGUCACACGUGAAUGAGAGGCUUCCUCCAAGUCAACCAGGCACUUACAAGUCGCCCUUCCUCAAGGAUUUUAUCCAUCUGAACGUUGCCAUGAUGACUUCCAAUAACGCUCUUGUCCCAGAUCCCGAUAAGCAAGAUGACCUAGCAUCGAAGUUCUGGCAAUGGCCAAUCCUUAAUGUUGGACUCCGAAUGUGCUCCUGGGACGACAAUAUCGUCAAGUACUUCCUCCUUGGAAACCCAUUCGUCUACUGGGGCAGUACCCUUAGUUUGGGUGUUUUCAGUCUGCUCGUCCUCUGGUAUCUGCUUCGCUGGCAACGCGGCUAUGACGAACUCAGCAUGGCCGACAUCGACCACAUCCACUAUUCCGGCAUUUACCCCAUUGUGGGCUGGUUCCUCCACUAUCUCCCCUUCAUGAUCAUGGCCCGUGUCACCUACGUCCAUCACUACUACCCGGCCUUGUACUUUGCUAUCUUGACCAUGGCUUUCUGUAUUGACUGGUUCACUCAGAAGCUUAACCGGAAGGUCGAGUGGGCCAUUUAUUCAGUCCUCUAUGUCGUUAUUAUCGGCCUAUUUGUCAUCUUCAAGGACAUCGUUUUCGGUAUGGAAGGCUCAAACCAGCAGUGGAAGAGUCUCAAUUGGUUGAGCAGUUGGAAGAUUGCCAACCGAUAG